UCCGUCCGCAUGGAGAGUCCGCUGUGGCGUUCCGGAUAGAGGCGCGUGGUGGGCUCUGGGGCUCCCUGGUUUCCGAACGCCAGCCUUGUCUCCUGCGUGUCCGCGUCAGCGCAGGGUGACGUCCAGAGCCCCCACCGUCUCCGGCCGCCCUGGUUUCAGGGACUCCAGAAUGCUGCGGACACCGUGCGCCCCGCCCCUUGGCGGAAGGACAUAGAGUGAGGGGCCCAGCUGGGGGGAGUGACGGAGUGUGACCUCUUAACGCCCCAUGUCCUCUCCAUGAGCAGACCGUGACUUCUUCCCAAACACUUCCGAUGCCUCUUUUACCUCUGGCCUCUUUCCGGCCACCGCUUUGGGUGCUGAGGCCCUCGUGGGGUCUCUCCAGGCCCCAGCCACUCUGUACACAGCCAGAGCACGGCUCGCCCCUCUCCCGGAGGAACCGUGAAGCCAAGCAGAAGCGCCUGCGGGAGAAGCAGGCGGCCCUGGAGGCUGGGCUAGCCGAGAAGAGCAAGUCACCUGCAGUGCCCACUAAGGCCUGGAGUCACAAGGAGGUAGUAUUGUAUGAAAUCCGCACUGAGCCGGGUGACAAGAAAGAUGUUUCUGGGCCCCUGCCCCCUGCUUACAGUCCCCGAUAUGUUGAGGCGGCCUGGUACCAGUGGUGGGUGCGAGAGGGCUUCUUCAAACCAGAGUAUCAGGCACGGCUGCCCCAUGCUACAGGGGAGACCUUUUCCAUGUGUAUCCCACCUCCCAAUGUCACUGGCUCCCUGCACAUCGGCCAUGCACUCACGGUGGCGAUACAGGAUGCCCUCGUGCGCUGGCACCGGAUGCGUGGGGAUCGCGUGCUGUGGGUCCCCGGCUCAGACCACGCAGGCAUUGCUACACAGGCUGUGGUGGAGAAACAGCUGUGGAAAGAGAAGGGCGUGAGGAGACAUGAGCUGAGCCGCGAAGACUUCCUUACGGCCGUGUGGCAGUGGAAGCAUGAGAAAGGAGGGGAGAUCUAUGAGCAGCUGUGCGCUCUGGGUGCCUCUCUGGACUGGGAUCGAGAGUGUUUCACGAUGGACGCUGGCUCCUCAGCAGCUGUGACCGAAGCUUUUGUGCGACUCUACAACUCGGGAUUGUUGUACCGGAACCGUCAGCUUGUCAACUGGUCGUGUACUCUGAGAUCAGCCAUCUCGGACAUUGAGGUGGAGAGCCGGCCCCUGCCUGGCCGCACAGUGCUCCAGCUGCCCGGCUGCCCAACCCCUGUGUCUUUCGGGCUCCUUGUUUCUAUCGCCUUCCCUGUGGAUGGCGAGCCUGGUGCGGAGAUUGUGGUGGGAACCACCAGGCCCGAGACGCUGCCUGGAGAUGUGGCUGUGGCUGUUCACCCCGACGACCCACGGUAUACACAUUUACACGGGCGACAGCUUCGUCACCCUUUGACAGGACAGCUUCUCCCCCUCAUCACAGACACCAGUGUGGAGCCACAUGUGGGCACAGGGGCCGUGAAGGUCACUCCUGCUCACAGUCCAGCAGAUGCCGAGAUGGGAGCCCGGCAUGGCCUGACACCAUUGAGUGUCAUUGCAGAGGAUGGGACCAUGACAUCCCUCUGUGGAGACUGGCUGCAGGGUCUUCACCGAUUUGUGGCCCGGGAAAAGAUUAUGUGCACGCUGAGGGAGCGGGGCCUGUUCCGGGGCCUACAGGAGCACCCCAUGGUCCUGCCCAUCUGCAGCCGUUCCGGGGACGUGGUAGAAUACCUACUGAAGAGCCAGUGGUUUGUCCGCUGCCAGGAAAUGGGGGACCGAGCUGCCAAGGCUGUGGAGUCAGGGGCUCUGGCGCUCUGGCCCUCCUUCCACCAGAAGAGCUGGCAGCACUGGUUUGCCCAUAUCGGGGACUGGUGUGUCUCCCGGCAGCUGUGGUGGGGCCAUCAGAUUCCAGCCUACCUGGUGGUCGGAGAGAAGGCAGAGGACGACAGGAAGGAAUUUUGGGUGGUCGGGCGGUCAGAGGCUGAGGCCAGAGCGAUAGCAGCAAAACAGACCGGGAGACCAGGGGCAGAAUUGACCCUGGAGAGGGACCCGGACGUCCUGGACACGUGGUUCUCAUCGGCACUUUUCCCCUUUUCUGCCCUGGGUUGGCCCCAAGAGACGCCAGACCUUGCUCGUUUCUACCCCCUUUCACUUUUGGAAACUGGCAGUGACCUCCUGAUGUUCUGGGUGGGCCGCAUGGUCAUGCUGGGGACCCAGCUCACAGGGCAGCUCCCCUUCAGCAAGGUGCUGCUUCAUUCCAUGGUUCGGGACAGGCAAGGCCGGAAGAUGAGCAAGUCCCUAGGGAAUGUGCUAGACCCACGGGAUAUCAUUAGUGGGCAGGGGCUGCAGGUGCUACAGGCCAAGCUGAGAGAUGGCAACUUGGACCUGGGAGAGCUAACCAUUGCAGCCGCAGCACAGAAAAAGGACUUUCCUUACGGGAUCCCCGAGUGUGGGACAGAUGCCCUGAGAUUUGCACUAUGCGCCCAUGGAAUCCUGGGGGGCGACCUGCAUCUGUCUGUCUCCGAGGUCCUGAACUACCGCCAUUUCUGCAACAAGCUCUGGAAUGCCCUGCGCUUUGUCCUCCGUGCCCUGGGGGAGGACUUCGUACCCCAGCCGGCAGAGGAGGUAUGUCCUUCCUCCCACAUGGACGCCUGGAUUCUGAGCCGCUUGGCCUUUGCAGCCCACGAAUGUGAGAGGGGCUUCCUCACCCGGGAGCUUUCACUGGUCACCCACACCCUGUAUCAUUUCUGGCUCCACAACCUCUGUGAUGUCUACCUGGAAGCGGUGAAGCCAGUGUUGUCGAAGGUACCCUGUCCCCCAGGGCCCCCUCAGGUCCUGUUCUCCUGCGCCGAUGUUGGCCUGCGCCUCCUCGCCCCACUGAUGCCCUUCCUGGCAGAAGAGCUUUGGCAAAGGCUGCCCCCCAGGCACGGUGGCCGCCUCGCCCCCAGCAUCUGUGUGGCUCCCUACCCCAGUGCCCACAGCCUGGAGUCCUGGCGCCAGCCCGAGCUGGAACGCUGCUUCUCCAGAGUCCAAGAGGUUGUACAGGCACUACGGUCCCUCCGAGCUACCUACCAGCUUACAAAAGCACGACCUCGAGUGCUGCUCCAGAGCUCGGACCCAGCAGAGCAGGGCCUAUUCCAGCCCUUCCUGGAGCCCCUCGGCACCCUGAGCCACUGUGGGGCUAUAGGGCUCCUGCCCCCAGGGGCAGCAGCUCCCUCAGGCUGGGCCCUGACCCCACUGGAUGACACCAUUAAGAUCUACAUGGAGCUGCAGGGCCUGGUGGACCCCCAGAGCCAGCUACCUCGGCUAGCUGCCCGAAGGCAGAAGUUACAGAAACAGCUUGAUGACCUCUUGAACCGGACUGCAUCAGAGGGGCUUGCAGAGACGCAGCAGAGGCUUUCCUCCCUCCGCCUGGAACUGUCAAAGCUGGACCAGGCGGCCUCCCACCUCCAGCAGCUGAGAGAAGAGGCUCCCAGUGCCCGGGGACCCUGAGCUCCGCUCACACCCAUGCCGGCGUUCCUUCUCAGGCUGUUUUGGAGGACAGAGCGGCCUGCUGUUGGUGCAGUGGGACGUCAGAGGUGACACCUUCCUCAUUUUGUAAAAGGAAGCAGACCGGAAGUCCCUGUGAUGCAAGAAUGAGGAGAUGGAGAUAAAAUGAUAAAAUCCCAGACACACCUGCGUGUGAUCCUUCAUCACCCUGUGCCUUGCCUGACUGCCUUGCCUCUCCCUUGUUCUGGGAAGAGGAGCCUUGGAGCUUCUGGUGUGAUGCUGGUUCCAACAGUUCCCUAGACUUAGAGACAGGGCUCUGGUGACCCUGUUCUCUGUACAUCUUACCAAGUAGAAGUUCCUUUGUUCCUUGG
Messenger RNA from Peromyscus eremicus (cactus mouse), 3859 nucleotides. RefSeq names its product valyl-tRNA synthetase 2, mitochondrial (gene Vars2). The record is from RefSeq and is a predicted model, not a curated record. Gene Ontology annotation, molecular function: aminoacyl-tRNA deacylase activity; ATP binding; valine-tRNA ligase activity. The transcript is spliced from 29 exons. Lineage: Eukaryota; Metazoa; Chordata; Mammalia; Rodentia; Cricetidae. Gene Ontology annotation, cellular component: cytosol. The coding region runs from base 312 to 3491 and encodes 1059 amino acids. Gene Ontology annotation, biological process: valyl-tRNA aminoacylation.